This is a messenger RNA of Hylaeus anthracinus, 6893 nucleotides long. RefSeq names its product myb-like protein P (gene ASPP). Gene Ontology annotation, cellular component: nucleus. Lineage: Eukaryota; Metazoa; Arthropoda; Insecta; Hymenoptera; Colletidae. The transcript is spliced from 11 exons. Bases 1462 to 5172 code for a protein of 1236 amino acids. The record is from RefSeq and is a predicted model, not a curated record. Gene Ontology annotation, molecular function: p53 binding. Gene Ontology annotation, biological process: regulation of apoptotic process.
ACCUUAGUCGCACGGACGGACGGUUGGCCACGCAACUCGCGCCCAGACAUUCCACGAAAUAACUUGUGCUUAACCUAUUCCGGCCGUUUGCUGCGCGACAGAGCUGGUUCGUUAGGUUCGUCGACGUUACGUGGACUUCGUGGUCGCGGUCGUCGGUAAUACGAUCGCGUCGUGUGUGAUCUCUGGAAAACGGCAAGAAAGAUCGACAUCGGUUGAGGAGAUCGCGUCGUAUGUGCGCGCGCGCGCCUCCCUCCAAGUGGCUGUGUGUAUAUAUACCUGUGGUACGUAGCGUGGUUGCAGGAGCGUGUGCAGCGGGUUGUGCUUCUUUCUCUCCUCUUCUAUCUUCUCGUACAGUAUGCGUUCCUUGUGCCCGUGUUCGUGAUUGGUCGCUGCGUGGCAUUUUUAAAAAGUCGUCCGCCUGCUUCUGUCCGUUAUAACGUAACCAACAAAACGAGAGAGAGAGAGAGAGAGAGAGAGAGAGAUAGACGGAUCCGGCAGGGGGCGAUGUCGCGAAAUCACGAUUGAAUCGGUAUACACGACCCUUCGAUUCACGUCGAAGUAACGUCGAUUCGAUACGAGAGGAUCACUCUGGUGAAACGUUCCGGUUCCGUUGUUUCUCCCUAGCAGCAGUGAGUCGAACGCGGGAUACGUAACCAGUGGGCACGCAUGAGACCAGUGAAGAGGAGAAACUACGGGGGGCUACGAUACCGGCUCUUUCGCGGACAGAAGAAUUUCUCGCGGCACGCACGUCGUUACAACAACGGAAAAUUCGAACACGUCGAAGGAAAGCCAUCUUGAUCCGACUACGCUGCAACAACGACAAGCGCAUCGCUGACAGGUAGAACUUGGCGCGAAAAGGAGAAACGAAGGAACAGAAUCGUGUAAGAGAGACAGGGAAAGAAAGAGGAAAGAGCGACGUGCGCGUGUAGUUCCUUUUUGGAGCAGAACCCUCUCUCUCUCUCUCUCUCUCUCGAUCAAGUGACAUAUGCGUUUGGCGCGUAGAUUUCUUGUCAAAGAUAAGUCAGCAACGAGUACAGGAAGCAGUUGAUAUUCGGGGAUAGUUUCUGGAUCGGUGAUGCUGGAAGAACGAGGAAUAUAGCUGCCGCGGUGAUUUUCUGAUCUCUCUUCGGAGGUGCGCCUACUACGGGUUCUUGUUCGUGCUCGUGGAGUGUGGUCGUGGUACGGUGUGUCGUAGUGUGCCGGUGCAGGGUGAGGUUUGGUUCGUGGAGAAGAGAAAGAAAGCCUCGUAGCCCGGCGCGAGGGGGGGGGGGGAGGGGGGGCAGUGGGCAAGCAGUAAACUGCGACACCGCGAUUAAGUGCAAACGAGACGAAAUAUCCAGACAAGAGGACUCCGAAGGAAGAACAGCACGCGAUCGCCGAGAACUGGAUUACACGGGCGACUCGAGAAUCGCCAAAAUUUUGCCGGUUUAUAAAAAAGGGGGACGCGCCGACAGAGAUGGCAUGAGGGACGGUUCCGGCAACGUUGCCGAGGUGUUACCAGUGGGCGGGGGUGGUGCUGUGCUGGUGCUCAGCGAGCUUGAAAGCAUGGCGGCCAGGCAACAGCGGGAAAUCGCCCAGCAGAGGCGCCUCCUGGAGCAGAGAGAGGCCCGUCUAGCCGUGCUUCGAGGCGCACAGGAGCCAGCACAGCAGGACAAACUCGCCAGAUUAAGGCACAGGCUAGACCAACAACAGAGCAAGCUGAAUCGGCUGCGAUUGCUUCGAUCGCAGACCGACCAGUCACGCGCCAACAACGCCACGCUGACCUCGGACCUGGACUGCAUACGAGCGCUGUUCAACGAGAAGGAGAAGGAACUCUCGUUGGCCGUGGCAAAGGUCGAGGAGCUGACGAGGCAGCUGGAGGAGCUACGAGGUCGACAGAACGCAGCGGGCACUGGGGCUGGAAAUGGAGGCGCUGGAGGCGUCGGCGGUGGCGGCGUCGGCGGUGCUGGCAGCGGUCACUUGUCGACGCCAGCCAGCGCCGAGCUCGAAAAGCUCAGGAGGGAGCUUAUGUACCGUAACAAGAUGAACGAGCAGCAGAACCAAGUGGUGUCCCAGCAACGGUUGGCCCUGGCUCAGCGACAGGCGGAAAUGGCGUCGAUCGACGCGAGGAUAGCUCAGCUUCAGGGUCGUCUUCAGCGCAAGAGAGCCUUGAAUCAACGGCUGAGUCAACAGCUAGGCUCUGGGAACCGCACCAACGCCAACACGGGAUUCACGGAGUCCAAACUGGACUUCAACGCUGGAGGAAAGUCUAGACCUGCUGGGAACAUAGCUGCGAUCGAGCCCUACUCCCACAUACCGAACGACAACGACUUCAAUCUGAAUAAGAACGAUCCGAAGUAUCAGACGCUGCCGUACAACACCAAAUUCACGGUGAACUUCAAGGCUGCCGAAGACGACGUCAACAAAAACAAGAUCCAGCACUCGGCCAGCGCUUCCCAGCUGGGUCAGAGGGCGGCCUUCCAGCAAUUUGGGCAUCAGAUCGCUCAUAGCCAAUCCCAAUCGCAUAUCCAAGGUCAAUCGCAGCUACUGGGUACCAACCAGCAGCAGCACAACCAAAACAUCGCUAGCAUGCAGAUAAAUACUCAGCAGACGUGCAAUAAUAACAACAAUAAUAACAAUAGCACGAACAAUAACCUGAUCAGUCCUGUUCACAGCUUCAGCCCGGAAGGACUGUCGCAGAAUCUCCGAAUUCACCAUCAACAGCAACCUCAAACGCAGCAGCAGCAGCAGCAGCAGCAGCAACAGCAUGGAACGGGCCAGCAAAAGCAGCACAACAUUGGCUCCUCGGCGUCUAGCCUAGGAACGACGAUCUCCAUCACGCAAACCCAAAACCAUCGAAACCUCCAAACUCAUCAGAAGCCGGUGUCCAGCGUAGCGCCAAGUUUCUCCGUGAAAUCUCAAAUCUAUCAAACAUCCUCCACGAAGAUCCAUCCGGUGAUGCCUCAGACCUUGAGCUUGAUAGGUCGCGGACACGCAAACGCGCAGAAUUUCGUCGGUCUGAACACCCAGAACCAACAGCAAACGAAUCAAUCGGUGCCUAGCAAUCAGACCAAUCAGGAACAAACGUACACGUCGAGGCACAACUAUCCAGGCAUCCAGCAGCAUUCCAUCCAGGCCAACAGCCACGUGUCCUCGUCCUAUCAGUCUCAGCACUCCCCUAACCUGCCAACGACCAUUCACACUUCUUCGUCCAGCGGGCCUAACUUCGGCGGCUCUGUUCAGAGGUACAACCAAAUCCAACCGUUGACGAGCUCGUCGUCCAACAACGAGCAGAACGAAAAGAUGAAGUUUGACUCGGUGAAAGGCCAAGAGAAGUUUGAGCACGCGUUGUCAGCCAAGCACGAGCAACAGAGGUACGAGCCCAAUCCUGUGCUCAAGUACGAUCCCCACCAGAUCAAGUACGAGCAUCCCAAGUACGAGCACAACAAGUACGAGCAGAGCAGCCAAUCCACCAAGCUUUACGAACCGUCGAGCAAACACGAUCAACCUCCCGGCAAUCAGACCAAGUACGACAACGCGCCUAAGCUCGAACAAGGGAAGUACGAGACUGGUGGCCAGACCAAGCACGAGCAGCAGCAUCACGGGCCUAAGUAUGACCCCAACCAAAACACUCAGCAGUAUGGCAAACACGAUCAGCACGAGGUGAGGCCGUCGGUCAAGUACGAGUUGAACACGGCAUUCAAGCACGAACCUCCCAACAAGUACGAACCUGGCGGGCAACAGUUCAAGCAGGAGCCAGUCAAGUUCGAGAAUAAUAAGUACGAGCAGAGCUCGACGACCAAGCACGACCACAAUGGCAAGUUCGAGAUCCCAACGAAGACGCCUGAUAAACCAUUCGAGUUCGAGAGGCUGAAGAACGAGAACGAGAGAAAGAGUCUAGGCGAGGAUAAGACAAAGCCGGCGUUGCCACCGAAACCUAGCAAGCCCAAUCCUCCGCCGAGACUCACGCAUCACGAGAAGGUGGACACCAUCGCGGAUGGGGGUGGCGAUUGCAAGAAUAAUAUAGCGCUGAGCCCAAGGACAGAGAAGGAAGAGGACUUGCCACCGAUUCCCACGUCAGAGCCACCGGAGUCUCCCACGGAAACGCAAUUCGGCAACCAUCAAAUCAUCAAGGCUCGGCCUCUGACCCUGAAGAAGGCGCCCAUUUCCGAGCAGCCGAAGCUUCGUUACGCUAAAUCCAAUGUUCACGUGUCGAUAAACAGACGAAUUGAAAUGCCACCGGCGUUCCUGUUCCCGGAGACCGAGAUUCCAGCUGACUUGAUGCAAACGGAGCAACAACAACAGCAGCAACAGCAACAGCAGCAGCAGAUCAUCGAUACGACGGACAAUUGCAAGAAGAGCAACCCGAUCGAGGACGUGAUCAGCAAUGAGAAGCUGGAAGAGUCGGACAUCAUCGACGCUCUGAACGUGAUCAACAUCGAGGACAAGGCGAAGGCGCAGAAGGACUGCGACAGAAGAACGGAACUGGACCUGGACGGAAAGAGCAACGAUGUGAUGAGGAGGAAGAAGGGGAACCUGAAAUCCAGCACCGGAAAGGCGAAUCUCUCGAGGAGGGUAUCCUUUGAUCCUCUGGCUCUCCUCCUAGACGCUAGUCUCGAGGGUGAACUCGAGCUGGUAAAGAAGACUGCCAAAGAAGUGGCCAAUCCUAGCUCAGCCAAUGACGAAGGCAUCACCGCCCUGCACAACGCCAUUUGCGCCGGUCACCUGGAGAUCGUCAAGUUCCUUGUCGAGUUUGGCUGCGACGUCAACGCGCAGGACAGUGACGGAUGGACUCCGUUACAUUGCGCCGCUAGCUGCAACAACCUGUCGAUGGUUAGGUUUCUAGUGGAGCAUGGAGCCUGUAUUUUCGCCACCACCCUUUCUGACCACGAAACCGCGGCGGAGAAGUGCGAGGAAGAUGAAGAGGGCUUUGAUGGCUGCUCGGAAUACUUGUAUAGUGUUCAGGAGAAGCUCGGUAUAAUGAACAACGGUCAGGUCUACGCCGUGUUUGACUACGAGGCGCAACACAGCGACGAGCUGACGUUGAAGAACGGUGACUCCCUGGUUGUGCUUCGUAAGGGCGACGACAACGAGAGGGAGUGGUGGUGGAGCAAACUGGGACACAAGGAAGGCUACGUGCCACGGAAUUUACUUGGCUUGUAUCCAAGGGUGCAGCCAUCGAAGGUGGACUGAAGGGACGCGUCUCGCCCCACAAAUCUGUACUAAUCCGAUGAUUCAUCAUUACCACAGUAUUCGAUUCGCAGCUUUAUCUCGUUAAGUAUCAUAGUUGCAUCGUCGUCACAUUACCAAUGUUAUCUUAUUUAAUCGCGUCCCAUUGUCAUCCGUAAGAAGCGAGUGAAGGAGUUCUUAUAUAGUUUACUUGUCUCUUUUUUUUUUUUUAUAUAUUUUCUAAGACGAAAGCCGGUAAUUGCUAAUAGACCCGGAUCGAAAGGUCGCUUCCGUAAGUUAAUGUCGUUGAAGAGAGGAGCGAGGGUGUCGACUCGUUGUUUCUCGAUCGAUAGAAAAUCAUCUUCAACGACGAGAAAACGCGCUCGCCGAACGUGUAGGAAAAUCGAAUAACGAUACGAUUAAACACAGUGUAACGAACAAUUAGGAUGUGAUUAGUUAGCUCCAGGAACAGUAGCAUCGACCGAAGAAACGGCAUCACAAAAUUGACCCUUUCACUGUGGCGCCCUUCGAGUUACCCCACCAUAAAUAUCUAAAAUACGCAAAACCGUUGCACUAAGCGUAUACAUACGUCGAUGGAAAGGUUAAGCAUCACGCACACAAUUUCGUUACAUUCGGUUUGGUUUAUUUAUUCGCACAAAAGAAAAAUGCAAAAAUAACAAAAUAUGUUUAAAAUUUGUAAUAUUUUUUUUUGAGAUACUCUAAUGAAUACCUACCGUUUAACUUUUACCAGUCCAAUUUACAGUGUGCUUAUUCACUGUUCAACGUCUCAUAAGAAUUGUUCGCAUUCGUAGCCUGCACGUUAGUCAGUUCCUUCAACGAAACAGUACAAAAGAAAAAUUUCAAUUUCGCUCCCCGUAAUUACGCUCUUAGGUCGACGACUUGCGUACGUUCAGAGUCGAAACGUUUACAUUUAAUAUACGUCUCUCGAAGCAGAAUUCGCGUCGUGGUGGAGAUGACUUUUAAAAGCUUCUCUUUGCAUUCUGUUCUUCGCGAACUCGGUGGAAAAAUAGUCUGCCGAAUGUCGAUGUACUGGCUCUACCAUUAAUCCUAUGCGGUCCUAUGUUGUAUGAGGCUCGACAAAAAUUUCUUUCAAUCAACACCUCCAAGGAACAAAUUUUUAUUUACACGCGACCAUGCGAACGUCUCGUUGCAAACACCACGAUAUAUAUGUAUAAGGGUACUUAAUGUUUGAUUUGUUUCACCUAAAUGGUACUAUUUAGGUGAAGUCAGAUUAUUGUUACGUUUUUAUUCGUCAGCAGCGAAAUUUUCCAAAUCCGAUAGACACGGCUUCGGAUUUCGAAAAUGUUCCUAAGGAAGUAUAAUGUAAUCUUGCCAAUACGCACUUCGAAUGAUCUGUAACGAAAAUAAGCGUGCGAAUGGAGAAGUCCCAGGAGCCUUGAUGACAUUUCUUUUUUUCGUUUUUAUAUGUAUCGCCAGCACCUGGUAUCUCCGAUAAUCGACUUAACACUUGCCUAGACUUGUAUAAUUGAUAAUUAUCACCUAGGUCAGAUUCGAAUGUCCAGACGUCAGAAAGGUUCUGAGCCCAUUUUGUUGUACUGUUUAGAGAUAUGUACAGUAGUACGUGAAAGAAUUACAAACGCUCUCAGAAAAUUUCUGACGUGUUUAACUCGUAAAUGAAGUAUGUGCCUUUCAGAAGUAAUAAGGGAUAUAUUAUGUAAGAAUGCAUGAUAUAUUAUGACGAAUAAAUUGUUUUCAAUAGAAAA